This is a messenger RNA of Phalaenopsis equestris, 549 nucleotides long. Its product is annotated as tetraspanin-8-like. Gene Ontology annotation, biological process: auxin-activated signaling pathway. Lineage: Eukaryota; Viridiplantae; Streptophyta; Magnoliopsida; Asparagales; Orchidaceae. The record is from RefSeq and is a predicted model, not a curated record. The annotation marks the transcript as partial. The transcript has a single exon. Gene Ontology annotation, cellular component: plasmodesma; plasma membrane.
AAUAACCUAAUCGGCAUCCUCAACUUCCUCACCUUCCUCCUCUCGAUCCCGAUCCUCGGCGCCGGAAUAUGGCUCAGCACGCGCGCGAGCACCGACUGUGAGAAGUUUCUUGAACGGCCGGUGAUUGCUCUAGGGGUUUUUCUCAUGAUCGUCUCCAUCGCAGGCCUCGUCGGCGCUUGCUGCGGUGUUUCAUGGCUUCUAUGGCUUUAUCUUCUCGUCAUGUUUAUCCUCAUCUUGCUCGUCUUCUGCUUCACCAUUUUUGCCUUUGUGGUGACCAACAAGGGCGCCGGCGAGGUGGUUUCUGGCCGCGGGUAUAAGGAGUAUCGUCUUGGAGAUUACUCCAACUGGUUACAGAAACGGGUGUUGGAUGAGGGAAAUUGGUCUAAGAUUCGGAGUUGUAUUCGUGAUAGCAAAGUCUGCAAUAGUUUAAGCGAGAAGAACCAAACUUUUGAUCAAUUUGUCAACGAUAAUCUUACUCCUCUUCAGGUAUGCAAUUCUUCAUAUUGUUCUUAUCUUCUUUUACUGACCAAUUUCAAGUUCUUGGUUUAA